UCCUCAAAACACUUGCUACAUGGGUUCGCCUAUGUACGGCUUCCACAACCAGAACAACAUUCUCUACCUCAAACUUUUCUUCAUCUUAUUAUUCAUGGGCUGCAUACCAGAUAGAACAACCAACCUUCCUUCCAAUCAACUCCUUGCCACACCAACAAGUUCACCUCACUCUCUUAAUCUUACUUCAGCUUUGGAGACACUAAGCCUAGAUGGUUACUUUACUUUUAAAAACAACCAUCAUGCAGCAAAGGACUUUGGCAACACAUUUCAAUCCCUCCCAUUAGCAGUCCUGCAUCCAAAAUCAGUUUCUGAUAUCUCCUCCACGAUAAAACUUAUAUUUGAACUGGGUUCUGCUUCAGAGAUUACAGUUGCUGCCAGAGGCCAUGGCCACUCUCUUCAAGGUCAAGCUCAAACCCAUGGAGGUCUGGUCAUCAACAUGGAGUCACUCAAGGCACAACAAAUGCAGGUUCACAUUGGAGAGCAGCCUUAUGUGGAUGUUUCAGGUGGUGAGCUGUGGAUAAAUAUUCUGCAUGAGACUCUUAAACAUGGGUUGUCACCAAAAUCUUGGACUGAUUACCUUCACCUCACCGUCGGUGGGACUUUAUCAUACGCCGGGAUCAGCGGUCAGGCUUUCCGGCACGGGCCACAAAUCAAUAACGUCUACCAGCUGGAGGUUGUCACAGGACAAGGAGAAGUAAUAACCUGUUCAGAGAACAAUAGUCCAGACCUUUUUUAUGGUGUUCUUGGAGGGCUUGGACAGUUUGGCAUCAUCACACAGGCCAGAAUUUCUCUUGAACCAGCACCAAAGAUGGUGAAAUGGAUCAGAGUGUUAUAUUCAGACUUCUCAUCAUUUUCCAAGGACCAAGAGUUUCUCAUAUCAUCUGAAAAUUCAUUUGACUAUAUUGAAGGAUUUGUAAUAAUUAAUAGAACAGGUCUUCUUAAUAACUGGAGAUCUUCCUUCAAUCCUAAAGAUCCAAUGCAAGCCAGCAAAUUCAAUUCAGAUGGAAGAACACUCUACUGCCUAGAAAUGGCCAAAUACUUCAACCCCAAUGAAACCGACGUCAUGGAUCAGAGAACUGAAAGCUUACUGUUACUUUUGCAUUACAUCCCAUCCACCCUCUUCCUGUCCGAAGUUUCCUAUGUCGAAUUCCUAGAUAGAGUGCAUUUGUCCGAGAUAAAACUCCGAACGAAAGGAUUAUGGGAAGUUCCCCACCCGUGGAUGAACCUUCUCAUCCCUAAAAGCAAGAUACAUGACUUUGCUGAUGAGAUCUUUGGCAACAUUCUCACAGAUAAUAUCAAUGGUCCUAUCCUUAUGUACCCUGUCAACAAAACCAAGUGGCACAACAACACAUCUUUGGUUACCCCAGAUGAAGAUGUCUUCUACUUAGUGGCAUUCCUAUCCUCUGCAGUGCCAUCUUCCACAGGAACAGAUGGCCUAGAUCAAAUUUUAACACAAAACAGAAGAAUUCUGGAGUAUUGUGAUAGAGCCCAGCUUGGUAUCAAGCAAUAUCUACCCUAUUACAGAACCCAACAAGAGUGGAAAGCUCAUUUUGGCCCUCGAUGGCAAUCUUUCAUACAGAGGAAGUCUUCUUAUGACCCUUUGGCAAUCCUUGCCCCGGGGCAGAGGAUCUUCCAGAAGGCAAUACCCAUCUUAUGACACUGGCAAUUUAAAAGAGCCACACAGGAAGUGCCUCACAUAUCCAGAGCCAAUAAUCCCCGAAACUACAGUACAGUCAUGGCAAUUAAAUUAACAUGUCCUUGGAUUUCCAGUUGCAUAGUAAGCAAAAUAGGGCCCCUUCGGAUUGUCUGAUAAAUUGCGUUCAAACUUAUAAGCAUCAAAUACAAACCCAGCGCAUGUUGUAAAUAGAUUUAGUGACUGUAUUCCAGUAA
Prunus mume (Japanese apricot) is the source of this 1890-nucleotide messenger RNA. RefSeq names its product cytokinin dehydrogenase 1. The record is from RefSeq and is a predicted model, not a curated record. Gene Ontology annotation, biological process: cytokinin metabolic process. Gene Ontology annotation, molecular function: FAD binding; cytokinin dehydrogenase activity. NCBI's taxonomy places the organism in Eukaryota, Viridiplantae, Streptophyta, Magnoliopsida, Rosales, Rosaceae.